GUUGCGAAUCAACAAGUUUUGCUGGAAACGGGCGGAGGAGGUCUGGAUGGCGUUGGAGAGGUCCGUCAAGGAGAGAUGAAGAAGCAGAAAAACGGAAGCAGCAACAAGUUGCUGCUGAGCCAGGCGUUGCUGCCGGCAAAAGGCGAUGGACAAGCACGAACAGCAGCACCCGCUGCUGCCGCUACUGCUGUCGCUGCAGGAGCAGCUGACUGCGGUACUCCCGCUUGCACCUCCCUGCUCCAGCAGCAGCAGCAGCAACUCGAACAGCAGGAACAAAAGCAGAAAAUAGGGCGACCCGAAAAGCAAGGGCACAACGGUGAUGGUGGCGAGGGGGCGAUCGCGCUGGUAACGAGGGGCUGUGUACCGGGACCGAUGAGCUCGAUCGAGGGUAUCCUUGAAAACAUGUCGUGCGGCAGCACGAUCCGCUCGGCCGGCACGGAGUGGAGGCUAACCCGCGCCGUCGUGCACCUAGAGGACGCCUGGAAGGGCAGGGUCAGCCCCUGCCCGCCGCUGGAGAAGAUCGAUCCCGCCACGCGGGCGCUGUUCAAGAUGAGGUGGAAGUACCAGAGCCUGGAGUUCCUGGUGGUUCACCUGCUGCUCCUCUUGUCGUUGGUGGAGACGCCCGCGUGGUGCACUACGAACGGCAGGUGCUUCUGGAGCUGCUACCCGGACUUCUCGAGGAACUACCACAUGUCCCAGGUCACCGCCACGCUGAUCGAGGGACUGUUGCUUGUGGUGCUCUCGGUCAUCGCUCUCGUGGAUGUGAAAACGUGCGGGCGCGACUACUGGGUGGGCUCCCGAAGCGGCCGGUACCAGUCGAUGUGGUGCAAGCACGGGACCAUCGCGUCGUACGCGGCGCUCUUCCUCCUGGCGGUGCUGGUGGACUACCGCGCACACCUGGUGUGCGAGUUCUGCCGCAUCCUCCUCUACCUGGCGAUGCACCGGCGAACCGUGUUGGUGGUCAUACAGCUCAGACAUAUCCUGGGCGCUGUGGCGGAGAUAUGGGUGCUGAUCCUGUUCAACAUCGGGCUGUUCGCUUGGGUGGGCGUGAUCCUCUUCUCUGGGACGGAGGAAGGGGGCGAGCAGUUCUCGGACCUGUGCGAGGCAAGCUGGCGCCUCUUCAUCCUCUUCACCACCACCAACUUCCCGACAAUCAUGAUGACGGCGCUCGACCAGGUUCGGGCGACGAUCGUCUUCUUCGCAUUCUUCGUGAUCCUCAACGUCUUUUUCCUGGCGCCGCUGUCUCUGGCGUUCAUCUUCAACGUGUUCCGCGGGGGUCAGUCCGGCAUCCCGCAGAUGGAAGAGGAGAUACGCCUCAGGAGUACCGCGGCGGCCUUCACCCUCCUGGACGACCGACAGUCUGGACAAGUCUCGAGCGCUAACAUGGGUGCCUUCCUGCUGGAGCUCCACUCCAUGCGAGGCGUCGCCAGCCGCGAGCUGUCAAGGCUGCAAGAGCUCAUCGACGAGGCCGGUGCAAGGACGCCGGAAGAGGCCCCGUCCCUCACCCUACAAGACUUCCAGGACGCCGUUGGUGUGAUGGAGCGCUCUCGGGAGCACGCGGAGUGGAUCACUGAGAUUCAGUGGUACUACCCUCAGCUAUACCAGUCCCACGGCUUCCGCCGGCUGACGAGGAUCGUCAAGCACAAGCGGGUGACUUUGUGGCCGGGCUUCUGCGGGACUCGUCAGUUUUCGAUGCUGGUGAUCGACGCGGUCGACACGUUUGUUCUGGCGAUAUCGUUCGUGGCUUUGUGCCUCGCCAAGUCUUUUUCAGCGUGGGAUUACGAUUCAGAGCGGUACGACUGGGUGCAGAUCAGCGUCGUGGCGAGCUUUUGCGUGACCGUCGGGCUACGUGCGGCGGCGAGGGGGUGGUACAACUGCCUCCAGAGUCCGACGUGGGCUUUCAGCGCUCUGGUGACCUUCUUCAGUGUGGUCGUCCUCGUCCUCGCACUCUUGGUUCCGGGGGCAGAGUGGGGCUGGAGGCUCCUGCGCGCCCUCCGCGUGACCCACAUGGCGCUCGCAAUAGCGUUCGUGCCCAGGAUGGCCUUCCUCAUCCGAACCCUCCUGACCAUGACCAAGCGGGCGGCCACACCCGCGAGCGUUCUGCUGGCUUGGUCCUUCUUCAUGGCGGUCCUCGGCACGCAGAUUUUCGGCGGCAAGGUAUGCGUGCCGGAACUGGCCGAGGACGACGAGAGCUGCCUCGGAACCACGGUCGUCUCCAACACCUACACGGACACGGGGCUCAUGUUGCUCAACUUCAACGAUGUUCCCACCUCGUUUCUGACGCUCCUCGUAUUGUUCGUUGUUAACGACUGGUACGUGAUCGUGGACGAGUUCGUGGACGUUACCGGCACGGGCUGGGCCCGCGCCUUCUUCAUCGUGAACUACAUCAUGGGCGUUGCCGUGAUCCUGAACCUUGUCGUUACGGUGAUCAUCAACUCCUUCUGGGACGAGUACAAGAACACGAACAAGCCUUCCCUCGCCCAGAGGCAGCUCCACGCUGACGCCGCCGCCUCGGCGCGCUACCGCCCGAACCCUUCGGGCCGCGGACCUGCGUCCCGCCCCCCCGCGGCCGGCGGCAGCGGCGACGGUUUCGGCGACGCUUGUCGCGAAGGCGCGGCAGUAGCGGCGGCGGCGGCGGCGACAGGGGAGAAUGGUGGGAGGGAUGACUCGGAACGGAGAGGCAUGUUGGCGGCGGGGGAGAGUAGAGAAGGAGCGGCGGACGGCGGUGGCGGCACCGGCACCGCCACCGCCACCGCCAGAAACACGCCUCACUUGCCGUCGGCGAGGGGGGAUUGGGGUUGGCAAGGAGUUUCUCUGGCGGACGAGGAGGAGGCGGUAGGUUCGAGCGAGCCGCCAAGCCGACGGGGGUCCAGGGAAGAGAGCGGGAACUUCCUGCACGGCGGCGCCGGCGGCGUUGCCAGCCAGCACCUGGUCCUGCCGAGUGGAGAAGAGGCGGGCAUGGACGCAGAGAGGAACGUCGCGAGGAGGGCGUCGAGGAAACGGUUGGACGUGAGCGGGAUCACGUAGUUUUCGUCAUGAUUUGUUCGUUGUGAAUGGUGGUUGUCGUCGUCGUUGUUGUUGCUGUUGUUGCCACCCCGGUUGUGUUCCCGCGAGUGUUGGUAAAGAGCGGAUAGGCCAAUUUGUGCGCGUUACAGGCUAUUUGUUGGUACAAGAGGGGAUUAGGAAGACGAGGGGAGUUUGUGUUGAUGAAGGGUCCUUGGUCCUCUCCUUCUCGCCAAGGGCGCUUCAGGUCAUUCUUGUCGAUACUGCUUGAUUUGUGUUGUGGUUAUUCGCUUAGGUCAACCCUAGGGCGUUUGUUCUAGUUUUUUUAGGCAUGAGUCAACGUUAUGAGAGGGAGGGAUGUGUGCACGGAAAAUGUGAAUACUUUCGGUGGGUGAGGUGCGAAGGCUUUGCGUUUCGGUUGUGUUCCGUUUGGUUCAAGGGGCUUUGGAGGCUUUCGUGUUGUCCUAAGGCGUUGGAUUAUACCGCUAGAACAGGGAGGCAUGGAGAGGGGCGUGCAGUAGAGUUUGCGGCCACCCAUGAGCCGUAUCCUUGGUGCUUUGUCAGUGAAACUGUCAAGUUUGCACGUCUUACUCUUUCCUUUUUGGAGGACGUGUUUGUUUUUAGUUCAGCUGUGCCCACCGAACUAAUGUGUGAGAUUGGAUGAAAACCACUAGCCUUUAGUCAUGGUAUCCUACCCAAGCACCUGUCUGAUGGGAGUAGAAAGCUAUGGUACAGACGAAGGAUUGUCUGGGGAUUCAAAGAAUUGAGAGAGACAGCCAAGAGAGCGAGCGAGUAGAGCGACAGGGACAAACCGAGUGCAGUCUAAGAAGGAGACAAAGAUAGUGGAAUCUAUGACAGUGUGUAGGAUUCUAGAGAAGACCACGAAUUUUCGUAGUUCUCGGGCCCACCUCCUAUUUAGAGAACGGAGUCAAAGCGGGUGAUGAACUUUAUGUUGGCAGCUUUUGGGGAUUGUUUGCACUGUCAUCUACACACGAAGAAUCUCCACAACGUAAGCGGCACACCU
Messenger RNA from Ectocarpus sp. CCAP 1310/34, 4027 nucleotides. NCBI's taxonomy places the organism in Eukaryota, Phaeophyceae, Ectocarpales, Ectocarpaceae. The record is from the annotation of a GenBank genome assembly.